GAAAAGUUCUGGUAAAUUUUCGGGGGGGGGGAAAAAUGAAAGGGCUGUCUUGACUAUUUUGUUUUUCUUCUUCCAGGCUGUUCAUACAGGUAUGCGGGCAUAUAUUUAUAAUAAGAAUUCUGUUAUUGGCUCUCAGGCAGAGCAUUCAGGGAUGAGGACGUACUACUUCAGUGCAGAUACCCAAGAGGAUAUGAAUAGCUGGAUCCGGGCUAUGAAUCAAGCUGCUCUUAUGCAAACACGCUCUUCACUGAAGAGAGAAACUGAAAAAGUGGAUCAUCAAGCUGUUCCUCAAGUCAAUCACGUGGAUGCCUGUGAAGAGUAUAUGAAGGCAGAGAGUACAGAUACAAAAGAAAGUUAUCAAAAAUCAGCUGACAUGCUUGGCUAUGAUAAGCGUGAAGAGAUAAGAAGAGAAAAAGGGGAGGAGGAGCGUUAUAUCCACAGAAAAGAAACUCUGGAAACUAAGAAGGGAAAGCCUAAGCAUGCGUUAACAGAAGCUGAUUCAUUAUUUCCAGACUUAACAAAUGCGUCGUGGUCCCAAGUAGCUCAGUCUCAGCCAGCUGAGAAGAAUGGAACGCUUCCUAGCUCAUUAAGUAUGAGUGCUGGCCUAGUGGAGCAGAAUGGUACCAGCUCAUAUAAAAGAGGGUUUGUUCCCAGAACAAAUCCAGAUAAACAGAUUCAAAGAAAAAGUAACAUGGCUCAAGUGGAGCACUGGGUAAAAGUCCAAAAAGGAGAUACAAAAAGCCUCACUUCUGAUCAGACUCUUACACGUCAGGGUCCCAAUCCACCUUUUCCUGAAAACUAUCACACUUUGCCAAAGAAUACCAGGCAGCCUUCAGGGAGCUCACCACCACCACCAAACCGCAACUUGCCGAGUGACUACAAAUAUGCGCAAGAUCGUGUUAGCCACUUGAAGAUGUCCCAGGAGGAAAGGAAAGCAAAUAAGGAUGGAACCGUUUGGCAGCUAUAUGAGUGGCAGCAGAGACAGCAGUUUAAGCAUGGCAGCCCCACUGCCCCACUUUAUGUAGGUUCUUCAGACUUUAUUGAUCGUGGUAAGUCAAAAAGUUCAUUAGAUGUUCCGCGAUCAAUAUCUGUUCCACCCUCUCCGUCUGAUAUUCCUCCACCCGGACCUCCAAAAAGCUUUACCCUGCGGAGACCGCAUACUCCUGCAGAAAGGCUUACAGUUAAACCAUCUGAGGAGAGACAGACUGUAGAUGUUCCUUUUGCUGGAUCACCCAGGAAGAUACGAAAUCGUGCUGUGAAGAGCUCAACUCACGUCGAUCGACGCUCUAUGCCUACUAUGGGCUACAUGACGCAUACUGUGAGUGCGCCCAGUUUGCACGGCAAGUCGGCCGAUGACACUUAUAUCCAGUUGAAAAAGGAUUUGGAGUAUUUGGAUCUGAAGGUGACAGGGCGUGACGCGUUAAAAGAACGAAGUACAAAACCUGUCAAGAUUGCAGAAAGUGAUACUGAUGUCAAGCUAAGCGUUUUCUGUGAGCAGGACAGAAUUUUGCAGGACUUGGAGGACAAAUUAAGAGCCCUUAAGGAAAAUAAAGACCAGCUGGAGUCUGUUUUGGAGGUUUUACACAGGCAGAUGGAACAGUACAAAGACCAACCACAACAUGCAGAAAAAAUUUCUUACCAGCAGAGACUUUUGCAAGAGGAUCUCAUACAUAUUCGGGCUGAAAUAUCCAAAGUUUCAACGGAAAUGGAAAAUGCCUGGAAUGAAUAUCUGAAAUUAGAAAAGGACGUGAGCCAACUGAAAAAAGCCUUACAGGAACAGAUGAAUAGUUCAUUGGUAUCUCAGGAGAAAACACAAAUACAAAAAGACUUGUGGAGAAUUGAAGAUGUUACAGCUGGCUUGAGUGCAAAUAAAACAAACUACAAAACCAUAGUAGACUCUAUCAAGAAUCCAGAGAGAAAAAUAGUGCCUUCGUUUUCUCAGUCUUCAGUGCCUUCCUUACCAGCUUCCCUCGCAACUGCGGAGAACAAACUAUCAGCUCCGCAAAGCCCUCCGCCCAGUCCAGUUAAAUCCUCUCUGGAGGUUAGGCUGUAUCCACAGCCUUAUUUCCAGGCCAGAACGCAGCACCAAGCACAGCAGCUGAAAAAAAUUGAGCCGCCUCUUCAGUCACCAGUUAAGCUAAAGCCAAAGGUUGAAGAUGAAGCACCACCCCGACCUCCUCUCCCUCAGUUGUACAGUCCUGAUGAUCAGCCACCGGCUGUUCCACCUCUCCCAAGAGAAGCCACUGUCAUCAGACACACAUCAGUGCGUGGCCUGAAACGUCAGUCAGACGAAAGAAAGAGAGACAGAGAACUUGGGCAGUAUGUAAAUGGAGAUUACAGGAUGGAACUGCGUUCAUACAUGAGUGAACCAGAACUAGCAACAAUAGGUGGUGACCUCAGCCAACCUUCCAGUGGUUUGAUAUGCUCUGACAGUGGAUACCAGACAUUACCUACCCGUGGUUUAUCUGGAUCAACUUCCAGAUUGCACCAAUCAUCCACCAUUGCAUCAUAUGCAACACUUCGAAGGGAUAGGUCCAAGGAGAGACCAAAGAGUGCCUUGGAACGUUUAUACUCUGGAGACCACCAAAGAGGCAAGAUGAGUGCAGAGGAACAACUGGAAAGAAUGAAGCGCCAUCAGAAGGCAUUAGUUCGUGAACGCAAGAGAACUCUUAGCCAAGGAGAAAGGCAGUCUGUUUCAUCUCGGUCUUUCAUCAGGCCCAUUUCUGCAGACAUAGGCUCAUGGAAAAGAGAGCAAGAAUUUGAUUUGCAGUUACUUGAGAGAGCAAUUCGUGGAGAAGACAAGGACGAAAAUGAAUGGUUAAAAGUUCAGCCAGUAGCAGUGACAGAGACAGACCUGGAGCCUCAAGACUAUGAUUUAGAUAUCAGCAGAGAGCUGUCAAAACCUGAGAAGGUUGCAAUUCCAGAACGCUAUGUUGAACUGGAGCCAGAAGAGCCUCUUUCUACAGAAGAACUGGCAGCAAGACAGCGUAAAGCAGAAAAGAUAAAGAAUAUGCUUACUAAAUCAAGUAUGCACAAUCUACAGCCUACUAUUGCCCAGGACAAACACAACUCGGUUGAUUUAGAUUCACAGCUGCAAGAGCAGGAGCGCAUCAUUACCAUAUCAUACGCUUUGGCUUCUGAAGCCUCUCAGAGGAGCAAGGAGGUAGCAGCCAAAGCAGUAAGUGAACACUGACGUAAGACUCAAAGCAAAUCCCACCUAGUGACACCGUGUGGAAGAAAGGAGAUUCAUUACCAGCUUCCUGUGAAGAUGCUCAUCGACUGAUGACAUGUUCUUCUGGAAAUACAUUCAGAGAAUAAUAGGGGGAUUUUCUAUGAAAAUGAAGAGAAUUGCAAAUCAUUUUAUUUUGACUUCAGUUUAGUUCAGACUUUUUAUAUGAAUAAAUGGCACUUUUAAUAAACUCUAUAAAAUACUGACAAUGUAUUUUUAGGGCAAUGUAUUUUAGGAUUUUUUUAAAUCAAGGGCUGAAUUCAUUUUAAGAGAAACUACUUGCAUAGAUGUUAAAAGAUACUGUUACUUCCCCCUCAGGUUCAGAUGCACAAUGUAAAGUUUCAUGAAAAAAAUGUAAAUUUGAACAAACCUAGAAGCACAUUCAUAGGGUAUGGGUAGAGCAAACAGAAGGGAGAGAUUUGCCGAAAGGGUGUUUUGGAUUGAAUAUGUUUGUAGAGUUAAUCACCCACCCUUUUGCCCAUUAAAUAAUGCAUUGCAAGGAACUUUU
Tauraco erythrolophus (red-crested turaco) is the source of this 3737-nucleotide messenger RNA. The record is from RefSeq and is a predicted model, not a curated record. NCBI's taxonomy places the organism in Eukaryota, Metazoa, Chordata, Aves, Musophagiformes, Musophagidae.